Sclerotinia trifoliorum is the source of this 1020-nucleotide messenger RNA. NCBI's taxonomy places the organism in Eukaryota, Fungi, Ascomycota, Leotiomycetes, Helotiales, Sclerotiniaceae. The record is from the annotation of a GenBank genome assembly.
GUGCUGAGAUUAGUGUCAGCCCUUUUUCUCCACUAUGUUUUGUACUUCCUGGACGGUGGGCACAAUUGCUGUGUUGGUGAAAUUACGUUUACGAUGAAUCGGUAGGGCAGAUUGAAUCUAUGGAGUUCGUGGCCGAUAGCGACCUAUGGAGGUAGUACUUAUGUCGUGUCUUCUUACGCUCCCAAAUCUUUCGUUUCUUUCUUGUCUCCUUAACUUUCAUAACUCCAUUCCCUAUUCUAUUGUUGGCAAAAACCACUCACUCAUCGGCAGCGCGCUGCACCGUCUUGCUUUGCCUACCUCGAUCUAUCCAUCUCCCGUUAACACAUCGAUCCACUACCUUCUCAGUUGUCCAUUACCACGGAUAGAAAUUAUGGUUGUGAAUACUUUCACCCCCCAUAUUGCAAAGCUCGCUAGGUUCUCACUUGGGAGGUUCACAAAUCGCUGGGCCAAUGAGGAAGAACUAAAGUUAGUCUCACACUUUUCAAUGCCCCUGUCCUUCCUACUUGCUUCUAGAUUGGUUCUAGUAGCGCGUGGAAAGGGACACAAGAAUUCGGGAUCAGAGUAAAGAAGAGGACUAGACUAAUCAAGCAUAUUUGCAGCAAGCCCUCAAUCUUGAAAGACAAUAAAAUCCCCAAGGACGUACCAGCACAGUGGAAUGUUUUGAGAUGGCAAUAUCAAAGCGAGUUAUUGAUGGAGAUCAAGAGUAGAGAUAUGGAAAGAGUACGGCAACAGCAACCGCUGGAUGGCGUGAUGUUGGGGAUGGCGGAAAAAGCGGAGAUGAAGGAUGUGAUGAGCGAGAACCAUCUUUGGAUGUGUGCUGUUUGAAGUGCUGCACUUGUGACAUGGGAAGGUCGAUUUGGGUGUGAUCAUUAAUGCCAUGGAGAGGAAGGGUUCUUAUCUGUAUGGCGUUAGAUAUCGGAUGGAAGUCUUUGCACAAUGCCGAUGGUUUGAGGAAAUAUCAAGUACUCGCCGGAUACCAAGGGCAUCAUUAGAAGCAAAGAAAAUAACAUAGACGAAGCU